UACAAGAAGAGUUAGUGCUCUUUAACACUCUUGAGCUUAUCAUGAUAUAAGUAUCCGCUUUCAUCCAACAAACACUUUCCCAUCCGUUCAUGUGUUUGUGACUCUCGAGAGAAGAAGGAAAGAAAACAAAAACAGAAAAAAAGAAAACAUUUCAUCAUCAUCAUCAUCAUAACGCAUAAACUGUGGUUGAAUUUCAAAGAUUUGGGGGGAAGGAAGCCAUGGGAGAUGAAUUCAGCAACUCGGGUAAUGGAAACUGGUGGAAGGCUUCGACCUCGUCUUCAUCUUCGACGUGUUUGUCUCCGGGGAUUGGCUGCGGAACGUUAGGGGGCUUUGGUUGGGCCCCGGAGACAACGCCCGAGAAUAUUAAUAAAGAGAGAUCGAGCUCUAUCGAGUCUGGCGGUUCGGUUGUUUUCCUUGAUCAUAAACUUCAUCAUGAUCCGUCAUCUGAUCAUCAUCAACAUGUUCAGAUGAUAGGUUUAGGCCUUUCUUCCCAACCCUUUGAUCAAUGGAACCAAUCCCUUCUACGAAGCGACAAUAAAGCGGAGACAAGCUUCCGAGUGAUGGUAAACUCAAACGCAAACGCAAGCACAGACGUCAGCAUGAACGCAUCUUCGUCCUACCAACAAGAAUCAGGUUCGUCACAAGCAUCGUUAUGGCGAGAUUCUUCAGCGAACGUGGAAUUCAAAACGCAGUUGAGCAAUCGCGGGUUCUUCUUGGAUCAUACGCAGUUUAGCCCUCACGCGAGCUCGAGCGAUAGCACCGUGACGUGUCAAAGUUUCGCGAUGGACAAUUCCUCCACCACUCUGUACUCAAACCCUAAUUCGUCAUCGAAUGUGUUUCAAGGAACGUUCUUGGGGUCUGACCAACCUGAUCGAAACCAGUCGUCGUCUUUGAGCUAUUCACAGUACGGAAACUUCGGUCUGAGUCCUUUGCGUUUCUCUAACAACACAACGUUCUGGAACCCGACGGCGGCGGCGCAUGACGUGUCGCCGAGAUUCUUCCCGGCGGCCGCGUUACAGUCGCCGGAGAUUCAGGCGCCGAGUUUCGAGGAGAAGCCAAAGGUACGUAAGUGA
Messenger RNA from Tarenaya hassleriana, 1073 nucleotides. Its product is annotated as transcription factor bHLH123-like. The coding region runs from base 219 to 1073 and encodes 284 amino acids. The record is from RefSeq and is a predicted model, not a curated record. The transcript is spliced from 2 exons. NCBI's taxonomy places the organism in Eukaryota, Viridiplantae, Streptophyta, Magnoliopsida, Brassicales, Cleomaceae.